AUGAGGCUUCUCUUCGAAAAGGUCCGGCGCCUGGAGAGCGAGCAACAUCGCAGCCAUCAACCCCUCUGGGCGAAACCACGGCCAGGGCCCUUUACUGAGCGUAUCCUCCACUACCACCAGGAGAAAGAUAUCCAGCCACUCCGCAUCGCUUUCUACACUGGCACGGAGGAUCCUCUCACCCACAUCCACUCCUUCCAGUCUGCCCUUGGGUGCAAAGGCCUCACUGAUGAAGGCAUGCUCCACCCCCGCACCAUCAACUCUUUUGAUAGUCUCAAGCAGACGUUCCUGGAACAUUUUAUGAUCCAGACUGAUCGCCUAUACUCUGCCGACGACUUGUAUAUGCUUCGGCAAGCUGAGGACGAACCCCUUCGGGAGUAUGCAGCUCGGUUCAGCCAUGAAUACUCCCGCUGCCCAGACACUGACGAUCGCGCUGCCUUCGGCGCUUUCAAGAGCGGCCUCCGCGAGUCCAACUUCCGCUACCUGGUUCAUAGCAAUAGUUGGAACACAUAUACAGAGCUGAUGAAGCAGGCGGCGAUCCACGCUAAGGCUGAAUACUUCAAUUCCAAGCGUGGCCCAGCCAACCUGGCGCGCAACACUUUCGCCGAUCCUCCACCUGCUUCAGCACCCACCCCAGCCCCACCUCAGCAUUCUACCCCUGCCCCGAGUGCCCAGGACAACCAACAACAUAAGCGGAAGGAUAGCUACCAGCAUCCCUUCGGCAAUAACAAGCGUGGCAGACACGGCAACCACCACCACUCUAGCGGAGGCAACCCUCCUAAGACCAGUGAUCGGGCCCCUCUUCCCUUCACACCCAGGCCCAGGUUCGAGGUUUUCACGACCCUCAACACCACCUAUGAGAACGUCCUGGUGCGUGAAGCCCCCAUCAUCCCCAAGCCACCCCCCCGGAGACCAUCCAACAAGCCUAUGCCAAACACGGGGGUCUUCUGCCGCUUUCACCAAUUCAGCGGCCAUGACACCGAGUCUUGUGUUGCGUUGCGCAACAUAAUUGAAGGGCUCAUCCGGGAAGGGAAGCUGGACAACUACGUGCGCAACAUACCAGCCCCGCCUAACCCUCACCAGCGACAAAUCAACAUGAUCUCCACCAUCAGCGGAGGCCCUACCCUGGCCGGCACCUCCAACAACUCCAUCAAACAUUAUGUCCGCUCCACCUAUGCGCACCAGGUCUUCAGCACCGAGCAGGGACGCUUGCCGAAGACCCACAGGUCUGGCUGGGCCCCCAUUACCUUCUGCGAGGAGGAGGAGCGUGGUGUUAUCCUCCCCCAUGACGACCCACUCAUUAUCCGGGCUGACAUUUCUAACUUUGACGUUGGGCGUAUCCUGGUGGACACUGGCAGCUCGUCAGUGUGA
Molecule: messenger RNA, 1368 nt
Organism: Prunus dulcis (almond)
Lineage: Eukaryota; Viridiplantae; Streptophyta; Magnoliopsida; Rosales; Rosaceae
Exons: 2
Coding region: 1-1368 (455 amino acids)
Source: RefSeq, a predicted model, not a curated record